CCUGGCCUUAUCUACUUCACUCAAUGACCACAAAACAAAAACCAUGGCUGCUCUUCAACAUUCAUGGCUUUCAUCUCUCAAAACCACUGCUCUUUUCUCUUCCGCAAACCAACACAAGAGUUCUCUUUUCAAGGUUCCAUUUUCUCAGAAUUGGAGCCAAUCUAGUGAUGAAGCUUCAAACCCUGAGUCACCUAACUCGGAAGAAGCUGCUCCUGUUGACCCUGUGAAGCUUGCUUUUGAAAAGGCUAAAUCUUAUAAGAAAACCAAAGUGAACCCGGACGGGGAUUCGAGUCCAGCUUCAGUUAAGGUUGCAAAGGAGAAGACAAGCGAGUACAAGGAGAAUGGAAGUGAGAGCAUAAUUGCUUCUGUGAAGAAAACUGGGAGUGAGGGUACCUCACAGCAAAGCAAGAUUAUGGAAAAGAAGGUUCAGAAGCCGGAAAAGUUGUCGAUUUCGAGCAUUGAUUUCGUAGGGCUCGAGUUUGCUGAUAAAAAAAAGAGCAGAGGGUUACCACCUGGAUUGGUUCCAAUUUCAGAUCCUUUUACAGAAGGCGAUUUGCCUGAUGUUGAGAUUCUUGUUGGGGACACAAGCCAAUUUGGGGAGGCUACAAUGCCUGAGACGAAGCCAAGCACGGAAGAAGAAGAUUCGGAGUUUUACAAGCCGAAGGUAUCAACAUGGGGAGUCUUUCCUAGGCCCGGCAACAUCUCGAAGACGUUCGGUGGUGGAAGGACUAUUCGACCCGGGGAAGUGCUUGAGACAGAACAAGAUCGAGAAGCUAAAAACGAGCGCACGAGGCAAUUGCUUGCUGCAUACAAGAAGAAAGUUGGGUUAAAUGUUGACCCAAAGCUAAGAUCUGAAUGUGAGAAGAUAUUGGAGGAUGGCGACUCGUUGAUGGGUUCUGGGAAGCUUAAGGAAGCUUUAGCAUACUACGAAAGAAUAAUGGAGAAGAUGCCGUUUCAGAGUGAACUUCAUGGAGUAGCUGCUUUGCAGUGGUCUAUAUGUCAAGAUUCACUUAGUAGGUCGAACGAGGCUCGAAUUAUGUAUGAGAAGCUGCAGUCUCAUCCAAACCCCAAAGUAAGCAAGAAAGCAAGCCAGUUUAUGUACAGUUUCAAGGCCAUGGAAAUGAUGAAGGUAACAGGCUCAAACUUUUCACUAAAGAACACAGGCUACCAAAAUUACUUUGAGGCAUUUAUAGAAGACAAAGCCAAUUACACUGCAAAUGGGUCUGAAUUCACAGAAGGUGCAUUGAAUCAAGUCCUACCAUAUAUGAUUUUACUUGUUUCUCCCAUUGUUGCUGUAUUGGUCAUUGCUGUACAGAAAGGGUAUACAAAUUAGUAUUAAACCAAGGGAGACUACAACUCACACAUGUUGUACAUGUUUCAUUAUAUACCUUUCCAAAAAUAUACAUUCAAAGAUUUCAUUUUUCUGA
Gossypium raimondii (Peruvian cotton) is the source of this 1427-nucleotide messenger RNA. RefSeq lists its product as uncharacterized. The transcript has 7 exons. The coding region runs from base 44 to 1333 and encodes 429 amino acids. The record is from RefSeq and is a predicted model, not a curated record. Lineage: Eukaryota; Viridiplantae; Streptophyta; Magnoliopsida; Malvales; Malvaceae.